GUUUUGGAGAUUAAGACUGAUAAGGAAUUCCAUCGACACUACAUGUUUUAUUUUCCCUGUUUAAGUGGUGUUCGAUAAACACCACUGACUAAAAUAACCCAGACUGUCUGCAAAUAAAAGCAAUGUAAACUGUAUCACGUAGCAAAUUGAAAGAGCUUGCUUACGAUCACACUUUUUCUCCCAGGGUUCUUUUUAUUUUUUCCAUCUAUUAUAAUGGGUCGCAUUACAAUCAGCUGUUAUCGUCUGUUUUCAUCAUCAUAUCAUGUCACUUCACUCAAAGGGCUUUUUAUUAAACAAACCAACCAAGGAAAAAUGAGGCUGAUAAGGAAAAAGUUGCCCCUUCACCUCCUGAUACAAAACACGUAACUAGUCACCAGGACCUCCCAGCUUUUCAGACAAAGUCAAAGACAAGCACGCAGACAAAAAGAUUUGCACCUCAUAAAAUAUACAGAAACAAGUGAUGGAUAGAGAGCUUGAAAGUGCUGAGCAAAUGCAGAUAGAUGAGCCAAAAGAGAUUGAUGAGAGACCAAAAUGGGACAAUAAAGUUCAGUAUUUGCUAACUUGCAUAGGUUUUGCCGUGGGACUCGGUAAUGUGUGGAGAUUUCCAUAUUUGUGUCAAGUCUACGGUGGAGGGGCUUUCCUGAUUCCUUAUGCCAUUGCCUUGGUGUUUGAGGGACUUCCUCUGCUGCAUAUGGAAUUGGCCAUCGGACAACGGCUCCGCAUGGGAAGUGUGGGCGUGUGGAAUUCAAUUUCCCCAUAUAUGGGGGGUUUAGGUGUGGCUUCCAUGAUCGUAUCCUUCCUAGUUGGCCUGUUCUACAACAUGAUACUGGCCUGGAUCCUCUGGUACUUCUUCCACUCCUUUCAAAGUCCACUUCCCUGGAGGGACUGCCCAUUAAACUUGAACCAUACCGGCUAUGUGAGUGAAUGUGAAAAGAGCUCAUCUGUGAAUUAUUUUUGGUAUCGUGAAACACUGAACAUAACACCAAACAUCGAGACCAGCGGGACCUUACAGUGGUGGCUUGUGCUGUGUCUUGCAUCUGCUUGGUGCAUCGUGUACAUCUGCUUCAUACGUGGAAUUGAGACUAUUGGAAAGGCUAUUUAUGUCACAGCUACCUUUCCGUAUCUUGUUUUGACCAUGUUCUUGGUCAGAGCCUUGACUCUGUCUGGAGCCACCGAUGGUUUAAUAUAUCUCUUCACGCCAAAUUGGGAAACACUGAAAAAUCCUGCGGUCUGGUUGGAUGCUGCUACUCAGAUAUUUUUCUCUUUAUCUUUGGCCUUUGGGGGACUUAUUGCCUUUUCCAGUUACAAUGCUCAGAAGAAUAACUGUGAGAAAGAUGCCCUAAUUGUUGGAUGUGUGAACAGUUUUACAUCGAUAUAUGCAUCGAUUCCUAUUUUCGCAAUUCUUGGAUUUAAAGCGAAUGAAAACUACAACAACUGCAAAAACUGGAACAUACUAACAUUGACAAAUGCGUUUAACAUCGGGGAUGAAAACAUAACUCUUGAAAACUACGGUGACUGGUUAAACUAUCUCAACAACUCUAAUCCCUCAGAGGUCGAAAGCCUCAAUCUAAAGACCUGUGAUCUACAGACUUUCUUGGACCAGAGUGCCUCUGGGACCGGACUGGCCUUCAUUGUGUUUACUGAGGCGGUGAUAAAAAUGCCCGGCUCUCAGGUGUGGGCAGUGCUCUUCUUUGUCAUGCUCUUCAGCCUUGGCCUGUCCUCCAUGUUUGGAAAUCUAGAAGGGGUCCUUACUCCUCUGCUGGACCUGCAUGUGAUUCCAGCCUGGAUUCCUAAGGAAAUUUUCACAGGUUUAAUUUGCCUCGCAUCCUUUGCUGUGGCCCUCAUCUUUACUUUGGGCUCUGGAAACUACUGGCUGGAGAUUUUCAACAACUAUGUGGGCUCCAUGCCUCUGCUCAUCAUAGCAUUCUUUGAGAUCAUCAGUGUGGCAUACAUCUAUGGAAUAAACAGGUUUAAUGACGACAUUGAAUGGAUGACAGGUCAUAGACCAAACAUCUACUGGCAGGCCACUUGGCGCUUCAUCAGUCCAGUCAUGCUUCUCGUGGUUUUUGUGGCAUACGUCGUAACCUCAGCUGAACAGCAACCGACAUAUAACGCCUGGAACCCAGACUACGUGUACUUCCCCCUGGCUGAUGUUCAGCACUAUCCUGGAUGGGUUAGUGCUAUCUGUGGGCUCUUAUGUGUCCUCCCUGUUGUUUCCAUUCCUUCUGUGGCCCUCUACAAAUUCACCGGCUUCCUGAAGAAACACAUCAUGAACAUGCACAACCAAAACCCAUACGCAAAUGAACUGUAAAUGGAAAUUUGUUGCUGUUUGAUCUGAUCUGUGGUAAGAACUACCAGUGGUACAUGUCAGAUAUUUUAUCAUUUAAUAAUUUUGCAUUGUGUAUAUUCAUUUGGAAAAAAAUGGCUUUAUCGAUUAUUAUUGUUUUUAUGUUGCAAGUAUUA
Scatophagus argus is the source of this 2463-nucleotide messenger RNA. RefSeq names its product sodium-dependent neutral amino acid transporter B(0)AT3-like. Bases 461 to 2311 code for a protein of 616 amino acids. Gene Ontology annotation, cellular component: plasma membrane. NCBI's taxonomy places the organism in Eukaryota, Metazoa, Chordata, Actinopteri, Scatophagidae. The record is from RefSeq and is a predicted model, not a curated record. Gene Ontology annotation, biological process: sodium ion transmembrane transport. The transcript has 12 exons.